AUGCUGUGCUUUUGGGCGCGGCGACCGCGCGCAGGGAGGAGGGUGACUGGCCUGCGAUCCCGGCGUCGGCCAGGACGCCGCCAGCCAGCACGUGCACAGCGUGCACAGCGCGGUGGUCGUGGGCAUUGGCCGCCAGGGCAUUAUGACCCUGGAGCAGGGUCCAGAUGCAGGCCGGGUUUGAAGCGGACAGCGCUGGAAGCUGGGUGA
Messenger RNA from Auxenochlorella protothecoides, 207 nucleotides. RefSeq lists its product as hypothetical. The record is from RefSeq and is a predicted model, not a curated record. NCBI's taxonomy places the organism in Eukaryota, Viridiplantae, Chlorophyta, Trebouxiophyceae, Chlorellales, Chlorellaceae. The coding region runs from base 1 to 207 and encodes 68 amino acids. The transcript has a single exon.